UUACAUUUCAUCAGAGGGGAAGAUAUGGAAGAAUGUCUCAUUCUAAGACAAAAUUUUAUAUGUUUUCCUGGAAAAUAAUUAAUUGGAAUAGUUUAAAAGAUGAGAUGAAUGAAUAAUUGAUAUAUUUCUGCCAAUAGAAUAGCAAUUUAAAAGUAAAUUUGGAAAGAUGAGGAGUCGGAGUAAUUCGGGUGCUCGUCUGGAUUAUUAUCAGCGUUUGGUCCAUCGUACUAUAUUGGAUCAUCAGAAUCCAGUGACAGGUUUGAUAAGAUCAACAUCAAGAAAUGAUCAUGCUUGGGUUCGCGACAGCGUUUAUUCAGUUAUGGCUGUUUGGGCCUUAUCCAUGGCCUACAAGAAAAAUGCAGAUUUAGAUGAAGACAGAGCCAAAACUUAUGAGCUUGAACAGAGCUGUGUGAAAUUGAUGAGAGGGUUAUUGAUGUCCAUGAUGAAACAGAAGGAAAAACUGGAGAGUUUCAAGGAGACUCAGAACAAGAUGGAUUCCCUGCAUGCCAAGUACAGCUCAGAGACGGGGGCCACCGUGGAGUCUGACAGUGGUUGGGGACACCUGCAGUUGGAUGCCACAUCCCUUUAUCUGCUCACCCUUGCUCAGAUGACAGCAUCAGGCUUACAGAUAAUCUUCAACUUAGAUGAAGUGGCAUUCAUACAAAACUUAGUAUUUUAUAUAGAGUCUGCAUACUGUAUACCAGAUUAUGGUAUAUGGGAAAGAGGUGAUAAGACUAAUCAUGGACUUCCAGAAUUGAAUGCAAGUUCCAUUGGAAUGGCAAAAGCUGCUCUGGAAGCAAUGAAUGAAUUGGAUUUAUUUGGAGGGCGAGGUGGUCCUUCCUCCGUAAUACACGUCCUUGCUGAUGAAGCUCAAAAAUGCCAUGCUGUACUGCAGUCCAUGUUACCACGUGAAUCCAAUUCAAAGGAGGUGGAUGCUGCAUUAUUAUCUGUGAUUGGAUUUCCAGCAUUUGCUGUUGAAAACCCUGACCUCAUUAAGCUCACUAAAGAUACCAUUGAAGAAAAGUUACGAGGAAGAUAUGGCUGUCGAAGGUUUUUGAGAGAUGGUUUCAGGACUGCCAAAGAAGAUUCCAAACGGCUCUACUAUGAACCGUGGGAACUGAAAGUGUUUGAAAACAUUGAAUGCGAGUGGCCUUUAUUCUUCUGUUACUACAUCAUCGAUGCCUGCUUUCGAGGAGAUCGGGAGACUGUCGAAGAGUUUUCAGAUGCUUUAGACAGUCUAUUAAUAAAAGAAAAUGGGCUCAAGUUGGUUCCAGAAUUGUACAGCGUUCCAGCUGAAACAGUUGAUCUAGAAUAUCUGAAUCCUCAUAGUCAAGAAAGGGUAGCUAUUGGUCAAAAACCUUUCAUUUGGGCCCAGUCUCUGUAUAUUGUUGGUAGACUUCUACAAGAGGUAAGGUUUCUUGCUCCUGGUGAAUUAGAUCCAUUAAACAGGCGCCUGAGCUCUGAGCAAAAGCCUGAUGUUGUUGUUCAAGUCGUGAUCUUGGCCGAAGACCAGUAUGUCAAAGAAAAAUUAAAAAACCAUGACAUACUUGUGCAGACCAUAUCUGAGGUGUCCCCGAUAGAGGUGCAACCGGCCCGUGUACUAAGUCAUCUGUAUUCUUAUUUAGGGCGAAACCAAAAGCUGGGCCUCUCAGGGAGGUAUUCGAGAGAAGUUGGAUUGCUCAGCACCAGCAAAUUGUAUACUUUGCAAGAUCGUAUGUUUGCCUUUACACCUCAGUUUGUCGAUCAGCAAAGAUUUUAUCUGGCCUCCGAUACAGAUCUCCUGAUCGACACGUUCAAGACGGAAAUAGCGUUUUUGAAGACCAGUUGGCACAUGCUGGGCCGCCCCACCGUGGUUUUAAAUUUGCAGAAAUCACUCAUAGAGCAUGAAAAGGUUCCUCUUGCUAUGAUCUCAACGAUAAAAAAAUUGAAAAGUGGAUACAUCAAUGGAACAAGGGUGGCCCUGGGUACACUGGAAGAUUUUCAUAGUACUUCCUGCAUAACAAGCCUGAGUUUUUUGCACAAUCAAGAAGAAGGAGAUCCAGAAAGUCUCAACUUGAGUGUUCGAGAGUAUCUGGAGAAGGAAUUAAAUAAAAUCUUCUUGAGGCUGCCUCUCCCUUAUGGCCAAACAUCUGCCAAGAGGAAAAAGAGUUCCAUGAGGUCUCGCCGCUCUGGGGUCAGCGGGAUAAUCAAACGCACCCGAUCCAUCAUGGUGGAUAAAUAUGAUCCUGACCUGGUGAACCUCCGCGAGCGCUACGACAAGAUCCACAGUCCACCCCCUGUCUCCCCAGGCCUGGAAGCCCCCUAUGCCAGGUCCGAAUCUCCUUACUCUUCUCCCACGGAAUCCGCGGGUCGGACCCCUUCCCCUUCCGCGGAGCCGGAAGAGGAAGAGAACUGGACUUCUGGGACCAGGAUCCGAACCGUGUCCGAUCGCCAGUUCGACAACGUCAACGACCAGGACCUGGUCAUCAUGUUCAAGGAGACAGAGUCCCUGGAAGAGCAAGGAGAUAUCCUGCACUACUUGGUCGGAAACAGAGGUGUAAAUUGGGACACAGGCCUUGGAGGUGAUCAAGACGUGGUUACAAUAAAGGAUCUCUUAAAAGACCUCUAUGAAAAGGCUUGCCACGAGAAAAAAUGGGCUCUGGUUCGACACAUUGCUGGAAUGUUGGGCAAAAAAGUGGAAGACUUGGCAAAAGCUGUCACUGACCUUCUUGUUCGGCAGAAACAAGUAACUAUUGGUAUGCCUUCAACUCAUGAAGAAACCAUUACCAGGCCCAUUCCUUCCAAAGAUUUGAUUGCCAUCAUUCACACUGCUCAUGGCAGUGAUCAAAGUACUGCAAUGCUCACGCAAGAACUUUUGGUGUAUUUAGCAAUGUUUAUAAGAACAGAACCACAGCUGUUUAUGGAAAUGCUGCGCCUGCGAGUUGGACUCAUCAUUCAGGUCAUGGCUUCUGAGUUAGCUCGUUCGUUGAAGUGUUCAGGCGAUGAAGCCUCUGAACAUUUAUUAAACUUAAGUCCAUUUGAAGUGAAAAUGCUUUUGCACCACAUUCUGAGUGGCAAAGAAUUUGUUGUAAAGAGCGAGUUGAGGAACAGACAUUUUUAUGCUCGCAGUGGAGUUGUAUCUGUCGCUAAUCCAAGUAAAGUCCAGAGCAAGAAGAGUGUCGUGGACAUAAUUCUCGGGAGAGAGGGACAAGCAGACGAAAGCAACUUCGAAAGCGAUCGCCAAGGUCAGUGGCUGAGGAGGCGGAGACUGGACGGUGCUUUGAAUCGUGUGCCCAGGGGAUUUUACCCCAGAAUUUGGUCCGUUUUGGAAAGAUGCCAAGGACUUUCUGUUGAAGGCAAAAUUUUACAACAACAACUUACCAAAGAAAUGACCCCCGGGGAGUUGAAGUUUGCCUUGGAAGUGGAGACUGUGCUCAACAGCAUCCCCCAGCCAGAGUACCGACAGCUGAUGGUGGAAGCACUGAUGGUGCUCACUCUCCUGGUGGAAUAUGAUGCCGUGAAGACACUCGGGGGAAUCAUCAAUGUAGAACACUUAGUGCAUAAAGCCAAUCACAUAUUUCUUGAGGAUCAGAAACAAGUUAAUGGAGAUGCAACAUUGUGCUGUGCAGCAAUAAACAUAAACGAGAACCCCUGUGGGGGUGCGGCUGGUAUCUGCCAGCAUUUCUAUGACAGCGCCCCGAGUGGCUGUUUUGGAACUAUGACCUAUCUCAUCCGAUCCGUGGCGGGGACGAUGGAUUGCUUGCCCAAGCAAGAGCUGGACUGCACCAUCAGUUAAUUUAUUUCCAUAUCUCAUGAAGUUCCCAGAAGCUUUGAUCAUUUUUUGUUGUUGUGAAAUUCCUGUAAUGAAAAUGUAUUUAAAUCACCCAUAAAUUAAAAAAUGGAAUAUUUCUUU
This is a messenger RNA of Uloborus diversus, 3892 nucleotides long. Its product is annotated as probable phosphorylase b kinase regulatory subunit alpha. The transcript is spliced from 32 exons. Gene Ontology annotation, biological process: glycogen metabolic process. The coding region runs from base 167 to 3775 and encodes 1202 amino acids. Gene Ontology annotation, molecular function: calmodulin binding. The record is from RefSeq and is a predicted model, not a curated record. NCBI's taxonomy places the organism in Eukaryota, Metazoa, Arthropoda, Arachnida, Araneae, Uloboridae. Gene Ontology annotation, cellular component: phosphorylase kinase complex.